Messenger RNA from Pistacia vera, 2088 nucleotides. RefSeq lists its product as uncharacterized. Lineage: Eukaryota; Viridiplantae; Streptophyta; Magnoliopsida; Sapindales; Anacardiaceae. The record is from RefSeq and is a predicted model, not a curated record. The coding region runs from base 1 to 2088 and encodes 695 amino acids. Gene Ontology annotation, molecular function: DNA binding. The transcript is spliced from 5 exons.
AUGUUCUUCCGUCACCGUCGAUCAGGAAGCUACACCAUCGUUGUCAUCUUCUUCUUGCUCAGGAAGGGACGAACUGUGGGCAGUCGCGUUCUCUUCUUCUCUUCUGCAAUCUGCAGUUCUGCUCUGUUCAGUACUUCACAGUGUUCAACUGUUCAUCCGUCACCGUCGAGCUCCACCUCUCCAACGGUCAACAGCAGCUCGUCUUCAGUCUUCACCAACACCAGCCUGUCGGUUGAGAUGUCAUCAUCUGGGUCUUGUCAACAAUCUGCUUCCAUGGAUGUUUCACAAACUUUUCGAGGAAGAAAUGAUAUAGCAUGGGCACAUGUUAAUGAGGGCGUGGAUGAAAAUGGGAAGAAGAUAUUAACAUGUCUUUAUUGUGGCAAGAUAAUUAGAGGUGGAGGAAUUUAUCGAGUGAAAUUGCAUCUAGCGGGUAUAAAGGGAGAAGUUGGAAAGUGCCCUAAAGUUCCUUUCGAUGUUAAAUUCAAGAUUGAAGAAGCACUAAAUGAAAUUGGGGCCAAGAAUAAACAAAAAGUUGAAUUUCGUAAGAAUGUCAAUCCUUAUGGAGCUAGUGUACAACAAGAAGAGGGUGGUAUGUUAGAUGAAGAUCAAGAGUGUGAAGAGGUUUCUCCAUGUCCAGCUCCAACUCCAACUCCAACUUCAAUUUCAAGCUCUAAGAGAAAAAAAUCUAUUGGGAUAGGUGACUAUUUUGCUCCGAGGACUAAGGCUGGGUCUCAGCCCUCAAUUAGGAGUGUUUUAGCCGGAAAAGAAGCUAAGUGGAGAGCGGACAUGGCUGUUGCAAGGUUAUUUUAUGAUUCUUGCAUUCCAACUAAUGUUAUUAAUUCAAUUUAUUUUCAACCUAUGGCGGAUGCUAUAGCUGCAAUUGGUCCUGGGUAUAAAAUCCCAACUUAUCAUGAUUUGCGUGUAAAUUUAUUGAGAGAUGCAAGGAAAGAAGUGCAAUUACUUGUUGAUAGUUACAAGAAAACUUGGGAGGAUGUUGGAUGUACUUUAAUGGCUGAUGGUUGGACGGAUAAUUCACAUAGGUCGUUGAUUAAUUUCCUAGUAUACUGUCCUAAAGGAGUGUGUUUUGUGAAAUCAGUGGAUGCUUCAGAUGUUGUAAAGGAUGCUACAACAUUGUGUAGCUUGUUUGAGGAAAUAGCUUUAUGGGUUGGACCAAACAAUAUUGUCCAUCUUGUCACUGACAAUGGAGCAAAUUAUAAAGCGGCUGGAAAGUUGUUGACUGACAAAUAUAGCAGUAUUACUUGGUCUCCUUGUGCAGCACAUUGCAUUAAUUUGACGUUGAAAGACAUAGCUGAGAUGAGUCAUAUAGUCAACCUUUCGACACGUGCAUCCGAGGUUACAAAGUUUGUGUAUAAUCAUUCAUUUGUGCUAGCUUUGCUGAGGAAAAAACAGGGUUGGACAGAAAUUAUACGCCCAGGUGCAACCCGUUUUGCCACUACUUUCAUUGCAUUAAGUAGUCUACAUCAGCAUAAACAUGACUUGCAAUCUACAGUGACAGAUAGAACUUUUGUGGAGUCUCGAUAUGCAAAAACUAAUAAAGGCAAAGCCUUUAUUUCCAUAGUUCUAGAUAACCGGUUCUGGGAUGACAUUGGUAUAAUUUCCAAAGUUGUGAGUCCAUUGAUGCGUAUGCUCCGGAUUGUAGACUCAGAUGAGAGGCCUUCAAUAGGAUAUGUGUAUGAUGGCAUGUAUAGAACGAGGAUGGGGAUCAAGAAGCUGUUUAAGAACAAGAAAAGUUUGUACAAGCCUUAUACAACAAUUAUUAAGAUGCGUUGGGAUAGGAUGUUGCGCCGUGAUAUUCAUGCAGCAGCAUAUUAUUUGAAUCCUGCUUUCAAAUAUGACGAAGAUACUUUUUCCAAAAAACCUGAGGUCAUGUAUGUUGAUGAGGAAGAGGAGGUUGGUGAGCUUAAUUAUGAAGAAUUAGAACAAUCAUUAUAUGGAGAAGGAGCUAUUCCUAUAGAUGAUGGUGAAUCUGGUGAUCACCUUUCUUAUUAUGACUCAGCAAAUGCUUCAGAAGAUGAUGUUGCCGAUGAUAAUAAUGAUGACGAUCCUCUACCAGGUGGUGGUGUGUGA